UAUUAUAGCUGAAAUUUUCUGUGUAAAAAGUUUGAUUGUCUAUAGACAUAUACGCAAGUCUUCGUUGGAUUUACGUACUCCCGCCUUUUUGGUCUUGAUCAUAGUUUUCUUUCUUCUUGACCAAACUACGGCGACUAACGGAUUACAGACUACAUUUUUACACUAUUGAGAGUAAAAAAUGGAUGGUCCAAACCCUGAAGAGGAAAUCGAAGAAUUCGAUCCUAACGAUUAUCAAUCAUUUGAUUUAAUUAUUGACCAUAACUCUGAAAAGGAUGAUAACAUCAAAUUUUACCUAAAUGAGAAUCAGUUAUUUGACAAUGAAUCGUUCAAACAAAAUAUUUUACUCGAUGCUACAGAUGAUGAAAAAGACACUAAUAAUAAUGCAGAUUUAUAUACGUCAGACUUUGAGGAACUAGACUCCGAAAGUAUUAUUGGUUCAGCGUACUAUGAAAAAAUAAAUGAUGAUAAUGAUAAAACAGUAGUUGAAAAUACUUUCAUCGUUGGUGAGUACAUCUAUAAUAUAGAAAAUAUAAUAAGGUAUAAGGCAUGA
Nasonia vitripennis (jewel wasp) is the source of this 550-nucleotide messenger RNA. RefSeq lists its product as uncharacterized. NCBI's taxonomy places the organism in Eukaryota, Metazoa, Arthropoda, Insecta, Hymenoptera, Pteromalidae. Bases 179 to 550 code for a protein of 123 amino acids. The transcript is spliced from 2 exons. The record is from RefSeq and is a predicted model, not a curated record.